AUGAGCACUACUUCGCCUUUCCGAAUCUCUGCUCGAGAUCUCGAGGAUCUCGAGCGUAACGAUGCUUUCAGAACGAUCAGAGAGCACCUGAAGCGUCAGGAACAGGGGAUGCACGCCCCAAGUUUCUGUGCGACCCAUCGCCACUCCUGCUCCAGCCAGGACCAGGAAUCCUUUCGUUUGCACCGCGAUAUCAUUCACACUCUUCUCCUGCCCCUCUUUCUCCUCCACAACCAAGCUUCCCGUAUCGCCUCAAGCGUCCUGCCCAGUCAACGCGCCUCGGAACCGGAACGCGCCUUUCGCGGGGAAGCCCGCAGUGCCUAUGCUUGGCUGCACUGCAUCCUGACCGAAGAGCACGAUUGGUACUUGACGGAACGAUGCCCCGCCUGUAUCGUCCUGCAUGCUCUUCACUCCGAACCCACCAUCCGGUUCGUCGCCGUCGCGUGUCUGCUCUCCGACCACCUCCAGGAUCUGGGUUUCCUCAACGCCAGAAACCGCCUGCCGGCAUUUGAGUUUUGGCUCGAGGCUCUGGAAACUGCCGUGUGCGAGGAUCCUUUCUGGGGCAAUGACUUUUGGCCCGAGAUUGAAUACCGUGCUUGUGGUCUGACCGAUGGCGUCAAGCAGCUAGUCCUGCAGUGUAUGGAGAUGCGGACUGCCCUGGAGCGACAGAGCCUCCAGGCGCAGAGCUCCUACGGUUCCCACUACCGGGCGGAGGCCUCGCGACAGCAGCAGGUGCAUACCAUUGCUGCGAAGAAACAGGCCCGCAUGACUGGCGAAGAGCCGAAACGGCUUUCUAAGGUCGUGGUCAACUGCUACAUGCAGUCGAACCGGCCCCAGAGAUUCCACAGACGAUCCGUCACAUCUUGA
Molecule: messenger RNA, 864 nt
Organism: Aspergillus wentii DTO 134E9
Lineage: Eukaryota; Fungi; Ascomycota; Eurotiomycetes; Eurotiales; Aspergillaceae
Exons: 2
Coding region: 1-864 (287 amino acids)
Source: RefSeq, a predicted model, not a curated record